AUCUUCAUCAGGUGAUGCAACAAUGGCCUUGAGAACAGCAGGAAGUGUGUUUGUGGUCUUUCUCUUGUCAGUGGCAGUCCCCUUUCAUUCAGACCUGCAGGUGAAGGUGUCUGCCUCCACAGAGGAAAAGAAGAGAACACUGACCUGUAGCACCACCUGUCUUCUGACCGACAACCCCAACCCCACCUACAUCUGGUUCAAGAACGGACAACAUCUCCAUGACCCUACUUCCCAACAAUACUCUUUGAACACUCUAGUGGUCGGGCAUUACUCUGCAGACAGUUACUCCUGUACUGUAAAAGGCCAUGAGGAUUUUCUCGCUCCUACAGUAUGUGUUCAUGGUCAGAGAUGUAUGAAUGUGACUUACACCCAUCAGAGUAUCUGUGCCUUGAAGGGGUCAACAGUGGACAUUACCUGUACAUAUAAACAUCCCAGCUGGCAUAACGUCACAGAAGUAUCCUGGUUCAACAAAUGGGAUUCUGGAGUUACUGCAGAUCUAAGCCAGGACCCAGAGUAUGCAGGUCGUGUGAAGUACCUUCCAACUACAGACAAACACUCCACCCUGAGAAUCACAGACCUGAGAGAGAGUGACUCUGCUGAAUACAAGUUUAGAUUUACAAUAACCGAGGUAAAAUGGGGAUACAGCUUCCCUGGAAUAACUCUGAAUGUCACAGACUUGCAGGUGAAGGAGACUCCUGCCACAGAGGAAGGGAAGGUGACACUGACCUGUAGCACCACCUGUACGCUAACUGACAACUCCAACCCCUCCUACAUCUGGUACAAGAACAGACAACGUCUCACCAACCCAAACACCCAAGAUAACUACCUCUCCCUAGACCAAAUCAGCAGUGAGGAUGCAGGCAGCUACUCCUGUGCUGUAAAAGGCUACGAGAAUCUCCGUUCUCCUGUUACAUUUGUUGGGGAACCAAAGUCUUUGAAGAAUCCAGUUGUAGGAAUCAUAGUGGUUUUUCUGUUUCUCAUCAUCUGUCUCUUUGGGUUCAUGUGGUUCAGGAUGAAGGACUCCAAAUCCAUAUUUGACACACAAGACAGGAGAGACACAGUAGAGAAUGGACAGAGAGACUCUAAUCCAGUGUAUGACAACAUCUCAGGCAUGGCCAUGGCCCCUACUGCAGCACAGAGACCGUUCACAGACGAGCAGGAUGACGUUACCUACGCCAGCAUCCAACACAGAAACCAGGAAGUGCCUCUGUACUCCACCGUCCCACCUUCCCAUCCCCAGAAACAGGACCAGGAUUUCCAAUACGCUACUGUGAAAUUCAACAGCCCCAGUACUGCUCAAUAGACAUUGGGUUGGAUUCAAUCCAAUUAUGGAUUAUAGGCAUUGCAGCUUUUAAUGUAAUGCU
Molecule: messenger RNA, 1364 nt
Organism: Coregonus clupeaformis (lake whitefish)
Lineage: Eukaryota; Metazoa; Chordata; Actinopteri; Salmoniformes; Salmonidae
Exons: 6
Coding region: 23-1303 (426 amino acids)
Source: RefSeq, a predicted model, not a curated record